Molecule: messenger RNA, 597 nt
Organism: Brassicogethes aeneus
Lineage: Eukaryota; Metazoa; Arthropoda; Insecta; Coleoptera; Nitidulidae
Source: the annotation of a GenBank genome assembly
AUGUGCUUUCCGACGACGAGCUUAGUCGCCUCGAUCUUAGUUUUGUUCGCAUGUUUUCACGUCGGCACGCAAAGGCGCCUUCCAGACACUGUAGAAGAUAACCCGAAUUCUACAGAAUUGAAUUUUGGUAAUGGCACCAGGAAUGCUGGUUUGUGUGGGCAUCACAACAACUUUUGUGGAGAACAAACUGGAAGAGGCCAAGGCGGCGGCGGGCUCUUAGGAGGUGGUAGCGGGGGAGGAGGCGGCAAAGACAAUAACUCUUUAGGAAUAAUAUGGCUUCUAGUUGUCCUCACAAAGCUUUCCACCAUUAAAAUUAUUCUUGCCACAACCCUGGUUAUGGUCCUUUUAAUAAAAAAAUUCCUUAUGGCGGCUGCCAUUUUGGCUCCUGUCAUAUUAAACAAAAUCAAAAUGGCGUUGGUACACCACGAACCCAAACAUGUACACAUCAAGGACGACGAAGACUAUGAUAGGAUUUUCGGGCACGUGCAAAGGAAUUACGUGACCCAACAACAGCAGCAGAAUAUGCAGUUCCAGAAUACAUAUAAUCCUCAACAGUAUCAGCAAUACCAACAGUAUGCUGCAGAUCGACAGAGAUAG